This is a messenger RNA of Lutzomyia longipalpis, 718 nucleotides long. RefSeq lists its product as uncharacterized. The transcript is spliced from 2 exons. Gene Ontology annotation, biological process: positive regulation of voltage-gated potassium channel activity; regulation of synaptic transmission, cholinergic; sleep. The coding region runs from base 167 to 544 and encodes 125 amino acids. Lineage: Eukaryota; Metazoa; Arthropoda; Insecta; Diptera; Psychodidae. The record is from RefSeq and is a predicted model, not a curated record.
CACCAGAGAUAAGAGCUUAUCAGUAGGUACUGUCGUGAGUCGUUUUGGGUGUUUCACCUGAGUUUUGAUCAUUCGCUCGUAUCCAAAGUCAUUUGAUGUGAAGAAUUUUACAGAAUUUUCAUUGAAAAAAGGAUAAUUCUUUCAUUGUUUUUGUGAUAAAUUAAAAAUGGCAUCAAAACUAGCUCUCCUGACCAUUCUUGCAGUAGCCCUGCACCUUCAGACAGUUUCUGCAAUUCGAUGUUAUGAAUGCUCCUCAAGUGACAACAAAUACUGCGCUGAUCCACCGGAUACAGGAAGUCUCCAGCCUGUGGAUUGUGGUACGGCGUCUGUGUGCUCCAAGGAGGUUCUCACGAUUUUCGAUAGGACAGUCGUUUCGAGGUGGUGUGCCAAUGCGGAUUUCUGCAAGAAUGUCGAUGAAUCCAUUGGUACGUGCUCGCUCUGCCUCACGGAUCUCUGCAAUUCCUCCAGUUUCCUCCAAAGCUCCCUCCUUGCCACCCUACUCGCCGCCACUUUGGGCUUCGUUGGUCGAAUAUUCGCAGCGUGAUGUAAGAAAAAAAGUGAGUCAUCUGUGCAAAAGCUCCGAUGUGUAGUUUAAAAUUUUGCCUUUGUCUCCUUCCCGCAGAUUUUCCACAGACAAGAAAAUUCCUCAACUUUUCAUAAACAAAAAGAAAAACGUGUGAAAUGCAAAAAUAUAGUUCCGAGAGGAAGAUGCAAACUU